UGAUAUUGUGAACAUGAUCUCACAUUCACAAUUCUGCCGGUGGCUUGCGACAGGCGGCCUAGAGACAAAUAGCUUUAUUGUAUCUCAGCAGCCUCAAUAUGCUAUAUUGAGAUGACCAUGCAUCUACCGCGGGUAUUCCGCACUCAGAUACAACUCAAAUGGGUUGACGUAAGGCACACCAGCAGACAUAGUCGCCGUAUGGCUCGGGGAAGGUACAAGGAUGUUGGGCAAGACACAGAGGACCGCAUACAUCAAUUAUGCCCACUUACCCAACAAGCAUGUCUCCAAACCCUUACGAUAACGAAUAGGCUGUCGCGCCAAUUGCGCAUGCAUGGCAACAUACAUGGGCACGUGGAGAGCCUAAGCCUAGCUGUCCAAAGUCCCGUGCCCCAAACAACAGUAAGGGUGGCGCAAAACUUAGCAAAAAGCUCUAGCAAAAAGCAAUGCUUGCGCACCACGAAACUCUCCAACUGAACAACCACUGUCGCAUCUGACAUUCAGGUAUAUUUGAGCCGUAAUUACCGGACUUAGAUACCAGCAGUGCCUCUGAUAGGCUACGCUAAGCGGAAGAUGCCCAGAAGUUGGUUUUCUAAGCGUAAUCAAGUCACGAAUUGAACCAUGAAGAUCCUGUGACAGCUGUUAGCAGACUAGACU
Baudoinia panamericana UAMH 10762 is the source of this 654-nucleotide messenger RNA. RefSeq lists its product as uncharacterized. NCBI's taxonomy places the organism in Eukaryota, Fungi, Ascomycota, Dothideomycetes, Mycosphaerellales, Teratosphaeriaceae. The record is from RefSeq and is a predicted model, not a curated record. The coding region runs from base 112 to 474 and encodes 120 amino acids. The transcript has a single exon.